Molecule: messenger RNA, 948 nt
Organism: Emys orbicularis (European pond turtle)
Lineage: Eukaryota; Metazoa; Chordata; Testudines; Emydidae
Product: CD209 antigen-like protein C
Exons: 9
Coding region: 1-948 (315 amino acids)
Biological process (GO): biological process involved in interspecies interaction between organisms
Cellular component (GO): external side of plasma membrane
Molecular function (GO): carbohydrate binding
Source: RefSeq, a predicted model, not a curated record
AUGCAGCCGCACGGCUCCUACCACAAAUGGGACAACUCAGAAGAGGUGGAACUCUCAAUGCAGGGAGCGAGCUGCGCACCUGGGAGAGGUGGUAAAGCUCUUUGUCUCCCUAACUGCUCCCAAGGAAAGGCCAUUGCCAUCCUGUAUGUCCUGCUGGCGAUUUGCAUUGCAGUGGUCACAGCUCUCAUCGUGGUGAACCGUGGGAAAUUGUCCCAGGGUCUUGCCGAAGCCCAGCUGUAUCGAGAUACGAUAGAAAGAGAUGCCAAGAGAAAUCUGUCAGAUCACCAGGACUAUCUAGAGUUGAAGAUGUCCAAAGAAUUCAACGUGUUUAACAGUCGACUUCUUAAUGUGUCCAAGGAGAUGGCUGGGGUUAGGUUGGGGAUUAAGGCAAUCCAAGCUGAUAAUGUGAAAGGCCCAUCACAUCUCCAGGACGCCAUAGAGAUAAGGAACCUAACGCACAGUAUGUCGAAGGAGCUGGCUGAGGUGAGAAGGGACCAUGACAGACUCCAGGAGGUCUUGAGCAGGGUGCAGGAGGAGUUACAGAACAUCACAGAAAUCAUCUGCACAACAUGUCCACCUGGCUGGCAGCAUUUUGAGAAAAAUUGCUACUUCUUUUCAACAUCGACUAAAUCCUGGUUGGAUGCUAAGCAGUUCUGUACCAGUCAAGAGUCUCAUCUAGUUAUUGUUAACAACAAACAGGAACAGACGUUUUUGUCAAACCAACUCAUUGAGCCCGAUGUGUACUGGCUGGGCCUCAGCGACUCAGCAAAGGAAGGGGAGUGGCGCUGGGUGGAUGACAGCCCCCUGUCUGUCAGGUUCUGGGGGCCCGGGGAACCCAACAAUGUUGGGCAGCACGGGGAGGACUGUGUCCACCUGCGCUUCGACGGGAAGUGGAACGAUGCCACCUGCUCCUUGACUCAUUACUGGAUCUGCGAACGGCAGUGCUAG